Molecule: messenger RNA, 912 nt
Organism: Macroventuria anomochaeta
Lineage: Eukaryota; Fungi; Ascomycota; Dothideomycetes; Pleosporales; Didymellaceae
Exons: 1
Coding region: 1-912 (303 amino acids)
Source: RefSeq, a predicted model, not a curated record
AUGCCUAUAGACGGGCCAUACACUCAGAGCAGGAUCCUCCCGCGGUGGGGCAGCAUCUCUCAUGGCUUCGGCUUAAGCAGCGCUGCUGCUAAUGGCGGCACCGAGUUCAUGUCAACGCUGCCCCCACCCAAGGGCGAUGUAGACGGCUGGGACAAGACUCGGCCAUGGAACCAGCAGACGGCUACCAACAUUCCGCUCGUCUUCAAGGACGCCAUGUCGGUGCGCGAAGAAGUCUUCGGCGAGCAGGGCGUGCCGCUGGAAGGCGAGUUCGACGGGGAUGAUGCGCGCAGCUGGCACUGGGUUGUCUACGCCUCUGUUGGCACUUCGUCAUCCUCGCCGCCCAAGAACAUCCUCACUCGCAGCGACUCGGGCAACACGCCCGCAGAUGAGGCUAGGCGCGCUUCUGCAACUGCCCAGCGUCUCCCUGUUGGCACUAUCCGCCUCAUUCCACCGCCCCACGGCCCGAACAAGUACGUCGAGGACAAGCACCCUGACGCGGAUCCACCAAAGGACAAGGAGGUCGAACACACCCCGGAGCCAUACGUCAAGCUGGGUCGCCUUUCCGUUCUAGCGCCGUACCGCAAGCUCAAUCUUUCCAAGCUGCUCAUCAACUCUGUCCUCGACUUUGCCGCCCAGCAACCCGACGCAAUCUACAUUCCGCCUUCUCCGACUACUCGAGAACUAGCAGCUUUGCAGGGACCAAAUGCGGUUCGACCGCUCUCAUGGCAGGGCCUUGUCAUGGUUCAUGCUCAAGUUCAGCUGAAGCACAUGUGGGAGAAGCACGGCUUCCGGGAGGAGCUGCGGAACGACAACGGCGAGAUUGAGGUCGCUGCCGAGCCGCACUGGAUGGAGGAGGGCAUUGAACAUGUGGGCAUGUGGAAGAGGCUCAAGAUUGCGCCGGGAAGGUUGUAA